CUUGAGCCGAGGUCCCCGCUUGGAAGCGGCAUUGUGACCUCACACCAAAGAAUGUCAAACACCAGCAAAAAACAACACGAAUUCCACGACAUCAAUUCACGACGAUGCUUCUUUGAGCCUCAAAGAUUACCCAAUCCAAUGCUACAUACCUCACGCUCACGGGCAAUUGCCCGAGUCUUCUCCUCCUCCCAAGCCUAUCGACAAUCCCAAUAUCUCUCCAGCCCCUCCAACUCACCCACACCAAUAUCUUCCGUCCUCAUCGCAAAUCGUGGAGAAAUCGCGCUACGAGUGGGGAGAACAGCCUCAGCGCUGGGUGUACGCUGCACGACCAUAUAUACUGACCCGGAUGCACAUUCACAACAUGCCUUGUCCAGCCCUUUUGCCGUCAAUCUCGGGAUACCAACCGCAUAUCUCGAUGGUGAACGGAUUAUAAAGGUUGCAAAAGAGCAGGGGUGCCAGGCUUUACAUCCGGGAUAUGGAUUCUUGAGCGAGAACUCAGCGUUUGCAAAGAGGUGUGUGGAGGAGGGACUGGUGUUUAUUGGACCACCAUGGAAGGCUAUUGAGGCUAUGGGGAAUAAAUCUAGGAGUAAGGAGAUUAUGAUUGAAGCGAGUGUUCCGUGUAUACCAGGAUAUCAUGGGGGAAACCAGGAACCGGAGUACCUGUUGGAGGAGGCAAGAAAGAUUGGAUUUCCGGUCAUGGUGAAGGCAGUUAAGGGGGGAGGAGGGAAGGGAAUGAGGAUUGCGAUGAAUGAAGGGGAGUUUUUGACUCAAUUGGAGAGUGCUAAGAGCGAGGGCAGAAAUUCUUUUGGUGAUGAUGAAAUGUUAGUCGAAAAGUACAUUGCCACGCCCAGACACAUUGAGGUUCAAGUGUUUGCCGACAAAUUUGGGAAUGCAGUUGCAUUGGGAGAAAGGGAUUGUAGUCUUCAGAGGAGACAUCAAAAGAUACUGGAAGAAGCUCCAGCUCCAAAUUUGGCUGAAGAUAUCAGACAGGAUUUAUGGGAGAAAGCUCGAGCUGCUGCACUUGCCGUGAACUAUGAAGGUGCUGGGACUGUUGAAUGUAAGACGCCCAGUUUAUUUGUUAACCGUCUCUAACUCAACACUCAGUCAUUUUCAACAACGACACAAAUGAGUUCUUUUUCAUGGAAAUGAAUACCAGGCUCCAAGUCGAGCACCCUGUGACCGAAGAAAUCACCGGCGAGGAUUUGGUAUCGUGGCAAUUUAAGAUUGCCGCUGGGGAGCCGCUCCCACUAGAUCAAGCGGCUAUCACCAAAAGAAUUGCAGAACGAGGAUGGGCAAUUGAAGCCCGUAUAUAUGCGGAGAAUCCCGACCAAAACUUCAUGCCAGAUUCUGGAAAACUGAUUCAUCUCCGAACUCCUCAAAUAUCGGAAGGUGUGCGUAUUGACGCCGGUUUCAUCCAAGGUGAUACAGUGUCAUCAGCGUACGAUGGCAUGAUAGCCAAAUUAAUUAUUUCCGGACCAACUCGUGAAGUCGCCCUUCAAAAAAUGUAUAAUGCGCUACAAGAAUACGAAGUCGUUGGCCUAAGCACCAACAUCGAAUUCAUUAAGAGACUUUGCAAGAGUCCUGCCUUCAUGAGAGGAGAAGUGGAGACAGGCUACAUUCAAAAACACAAUAGCGAAUUAUUUACACCCGAAAUUAUCGAACCCGAGACCUAUGUUCAAGCAGCUCUUGGACUUUUAUUACAAGAACAAUCUCAAAAAUCAAAUCAGGCCCCAGGCCCUCACGGUCAAACAAUCGGCUUUGGGACCAACACAUCACGUUCUUUCUCCCUUCUCCCACCACCCAAUCCAAACGAUAAAGAUUCCACCACCUCUCCUCACCAAAUUGAGAUCUCCCAAAAAGGACCAAAACUCUACGAUGUCUCCAUCAGCCAUCCUUCCUUCUCAAAAACAUACGAGAACCUGAUCAGUGAAGCCACAUCUUCAACCUCCAUCACUACUUUCUUCCCACACACUAGGAUAUCUAGUACUAUCGUUCCCUCAGCUGAUAGCAACGAUCUUACGAUAUUUCAACACGGCAAGAAAACUCAAUUCGCGCUAAAGGAUCCGAGUUGGUUUGAGAAAGCACUGGGAUUGAAUGAUGUGAGGAAUAGUGUUGUGGCUCCUAUGCCUUGCAAGGUUUUGAGGAAUGAGGUGAGGGAGGGAGAUGUGGUGGAGAAUAACCAGGCUUUGGUUGUGUAAGUGCGAUUGUAUCUAUAUAUGGAGAGAAGGGUUGCUAAUGAGUGAUGUAGGAUUGAGAGUAUGAAGAUGGAAACUGUUAUUAGGUCGCCGCAGAAAGGGGUUAUUUCCAAGUUGGUGCAUAAGGAAGGGGUAUGUUCAUCCCUUCUCGGAAUCCUCAAUAUUCCUCAUACAUGUUCUUGAAACUAACAGUUUGUAGGACAUCUGCAAAGCAGGAACGGUCUUGGUUUUAUUUGAAGAGGCAGGUCAGCAGGAAGCAUAACUUUGUCUAAAAUAUGGGAACCGACUCUCGGUUGCAGCAUGAUGAGUGAACAACUCACGCAGAAACUCGAAUCUAUGGCGUUUGGAGGCUUUUAUGAGUUAUGAUGAAUGGGAGUUUGGUACAUGCGCAUUGGCUUUUCUUUCUGCUUUAUAUGGCCUUCCAAGAGCAGAGCGAUAAGUAAAUCUUAGUUGAAAUAGUACUUCGCC
Messenger RNA from Hymenoscyphus albidus, 2663 nucleotides. The record is from the annotation of a GenBank genome assembly. Lineage: Eukaryota; Fungi; Ascomycota; Leotiomycetes; Helotiales; Helotiaceae.